AUGCGUCGGUGGCACGCCGUCGUUAAGAACGUGGAUGCUGUUAAGAAGGCGAUGCGCUGGUUAAAUCGUAUUGAGUUCCACUUGGACAGCAGCGAGCACUUUCGCGUUCCUGAGGAUGCCGAUCUUGAGGACCGACUAAAGCAACGUCCGGUUUCUUCGAUGAAGGUUGAGCUGCAUUGCUGGUAG
Phytophthora nicotianae INRA-310 is the source of this 186-nucleotide messenger RNA. RefSeq lists its product as hypothetical. The record is from RefSeq and is a predicted model, not a curated record. The coding region runs from base 1 to 186 and encodes 61 amino acids. Lineage: Eukaryota; Oomycota; Peronosporomycetes; Peronosporales; Peronosporaceae. The transcript has 2 exons.